AUGGGUAUAUUCAAGAACAGUCGUGUGUAUGUGCUCGCCACGGUAGCAUAUACCGGUUCAUUCUUAUUCGGAUAUGACACCGGCGUGAUGGGCAGUGUAUUGGAACUUCCAAGUUUCAAAGCCGACUUUGGACUUCAGGAAGGAAGUUCUGGAUUUUCAGAUGCCAAAAAUGCCCAAGUCUCAUCGAACGUCGUUUCACUUCUCACAGCCGGAUGCUUCUUCGGCGCUAUCCUCGCCUCCUUCGUUAACGAGAAGUUUGGCCGUCGCUAUUCCAUCAUGGGAUUCCUGAUGUUCUUCCUUAUCGGCUCUGCUGUCCAAACCGCCGCUCACAGUGAAUUAUCUUAUAUGUACGGUGGACGAGUGAUUGCAGGUUUCGGAAUUGGAGGCAUGUCCGCCAUCACUCCAGUCUUUGUGUCGGAGAACUGCCCACCAGCGAUCCGUGGUCGUAUUGCUGGUCUCUUCCAGGAGUUCCUCGUCAUUGGUGUCACCGUUGCAUACUGGCUCUGCUAUGGUGUUGCAGAAACCAUCCCCGCCACAACCAAACAAUGGCGUAUCCCUAUUGGAUUCCAGCUUGUGCCAGGAGGUCUGAUGAUGAUUGGCUUGUUCUUUUUGACCGAAUCUCCUCGUUGGUUAGCGAAAGAAAAUCGCUUCGAGGAAGCACUCGAUGCCCUUGCGUAUAUGCGCAACGAGCCAACUACAAGCCCUGCGGUUCAGACUGAGAUGGCUGAAAUCAAAGCGGCUGUUGAGCACGAAGUCGAAUCAACUCAGGGCCUUAGUUGGAGAGAACCUUUCCUGCCUGGAAACCGAAUUCGCUUUGUCAAUUGUUUCUUGAUGAUGUUCUGGCAGCAGUGGACAGGUACCAACAGCAUUGGGUACUAUGCUCCCCAGUUGUUCCAAACCGUUGGAGUGGCUGGAGGCAACACGAGCUUGUUCACAACGGGUAUCUACGGUAUUGUCAAGGUUGUUACCACUGGAAUCUUCCUUGUCAUUGGUAUCGACAAGGUCGGUCGGCGGUGGUCUCUUAUCGGCGGCGCUCUUUGGAUGUGCACGAUGAUGUUCAUCCUCGGUGGUGUUCUGGUGUCUUACCCUCCUGACCCAGAAGGGAAGGGCGGAAUUUCAUCAGCCUCCCUCGCUAUGAUUGUCAUGAUUUAUUUCUACGUCAUUGGAUACUCCGCAUCGUGGGGACCGAUUCCAUGGGUUUAUAUUUCUGAGAUUUUCCCUACCCGCCUUCGUUCGUACGGUGUUUCUACCGGUUCGGCAACCCAGUGGCUCUUCAACUUUGUGGUCACUUACGUGACUCCAGCGGCCAUCAAUAACAUUGGCUGGCGCACCUUUAUUAUGUUUGGUUGCUUCUGCUUUGCCAUGGCUAUCUGGGUUUUCCUUAUCGUCAGGGAAACGAAGGGUCGCUCCCUCGAGGAGAUGGGCGUCCUCUUCGAAAAGUUCCAUGCCUUUGGCAAAUUGCCUGAUGUUGAAAGUGUAGCUUUUGAGCGGAAGCUUUCAUUUGAUGAUGACGCUGCUACCUCGACUCAUAAUGAAGUACAGGGUGUCGAAACUGAAGAACAUGUGAAGAAAUAA
Messenger RNA from Penicillium griseofulvum, 1575 nucleotides. Its product is annotated as Major facilitator superfamily domain, general substrate transporter. Lineage: Eukaryota; Fungi; Ascomycota; Eurotiomycetes; Eurotiales; Aspergillaceae. Gene Ontology annotation, molecular function: carbohydrate:proton symporter activity. The record is from RefSeq and is a predicted model, not a curated record. Gene Ontology annotation, cellular component: membrane. Gene Ontology annotation, biological process: carbohydrate transport; transmembrane transport. Bases 1 to 1575 code for a protein of 524 amino acids. The transcript is spliced from 2 exons.